Strongyloides ratti is the source of this 477-nucleotide messenger RNA. RefSeq lists its product as hypothetical. The record is from RefSeq and is a predicted model, not a curated record. Lineage: Eukaryota; Metazoa; Nematoda; Chromadorea; Rhabditida; Strongyloididae. Bases 1 to 477 code for a protein of 158 amino acids. The transcript is spliced from 2 exons.
AUGAAAAAUAUUAUUAUUUGUUGUAUUUUUGGAUUAAUCUUGGUAGCUGUUGUUUUUACACAAAGGCAAGGAGUUAUUAUUGCUGAUUUGGGAAAAAUGAUUGUUGAAAAUUGUCCACCAAUGUUAUGUACAGGAUUAGAUUGUGCUGUUGUAACAGAAAGAAAUGGUUGUCAAUUGUGUGCCUGUCCAAUAGGAUCACCAGCUCGUGGUUGUGAUCCAAUGCCAUUUGUCUUAUGGCAUGAUCUUAUUGUUAAUGGAUGUCCUAAUGUAACUGUUAAUACUCGUGAUCCAGCACAAAAAGUUCAUAGAUGGUUUAGAAGAGUUAAUAGAUAUGGUAAUAGUGAUCAAUGUGAACCAUACAUCUUUCCAUAUUGUCCAGAACUUGAUUUUAAUUUAUGGAGAUCACCAAGAACAAAACAAGAAUGUGAAUUAUAUUGUUACAGUGCUGAGGAACAAAGAAAAAGAGGAUUUAAUUAA